AUGAAGACCUCGUGUUUUUUUGUUCUCCUCCUGAUUGGACUGUGUUUCAGGUCAUAUUCUGCAUUUCCUCCCAAAGGUUACACUCAACAUGCUUCAAUUCAAAGUCCUCAGUUCACAAGGAGCUCCCAACACGCUCUGCAAGCAAAGGAUCCAUCUGAGGAACCAGAGCAGGUGAAUACUGUCCGAGUGACCUGCCAUCCAGACUCAUUGGAGAUUAUUAUCCAAGCUGACAUGUUUGAAGUUGGAGCUCCUGUCAAUGGUGCUGAAUUACGCCUUGGAGUGGAGCUCAAUGACAACUGUAGAGCUACAAUAUUUUCAGGAGAUGAGUACAGAAUCCUUGUUAAACUCGUGGACUGCGGCACCAAACAAAAGAUGACUGAAGACACACUGGUCUACACAAACGUGCUCGUAUACUCUCCUGUGGCCUCUCCAGAUGGGGUGGUUCGAAUGGAUGAGGCUGUAAUUCCAAUUGAAUGUCAUUACGAAAGGAAGUACAGUUUGUCCAGUUCUUCACUCAUGCCCACCUGGAUCCCCUUCAUGUCUCCACAAGCUGCAGAGGAAAUUUUACCAUUUGACUUGAGAAUUAUGACAAAUGACUGGCUUCAUCGAAGAGGCUCUAAUGUGUUUUACCUCGGCGAGCCCAUCUCCAUCGAAGCCUCAGUCCGAGUUGGACAUCACACGGGGCUCCGAGUGUUUGUGAGCAGCUGUGUGGCGACACUUUCCCCAGAUGUAUCCUCUGAGCCGAGAUACGUCUUUGUUGAAAAUGGGUGCCUGGUUGACUCUGAGCUUCCAGGUUCUAGGUCUCACUUCUUAUCCAGGACACAGGAGGACAAGCUCCACUUGACCAUUGAUGCCUUUAAAUUUCAUGAGGACAGAGAAGACCUCUACAUCACAUGUCACCUGAAUGCUGUACCAGUAAAUGAUGCAGAGGCACCAAAUAAGGCAUGCAGUCUUAUAAAUGGAAGAUGGAGGUCAGCUGAUGGUAAUGACUAUUUAUGUGGCUCUUGUCAAAGUCACAAUAAGCUGAGCAGCCCUGGCAAGUUUGGUCCUCGUAGGUUUGAGAAGCCAGAAGAACCUGAACCGUUUUGGAGUGGACAGAGAACCAAUACAGUGUGGGAAAAGGCGGCACGAGUGGGCCCGAUGAGUGUCUUGCCAGCCAAGCAGACCAGUGGGCCAGUACCUGUGAAGGAGCUUCCUCGUCUGAAUAAAAUCAGAAGACCUUCAAUGUUUGGCAGGCAUUGACUUGGAAUAAAUGAUAACGUUGGUGGGGAUGGUGUGAAGGUCUCUGCCCUUCUAGAAAAGGAAUCUCCCGAGGUGGACGUGGAAUUAAAGGGAGAACCGCUGGAUGAAAACCCCAUGUCAACCCUCGACUGUCCAGUUUGCUGUAGAUGUGACCAAAAGUCAACUGCAACAGAAAAUACCUUUUCAGAUACAAAUGACUCUAAAAUAUAAUAAAUGAUUUGCUUUUUAAAUGUA
This is a messenger RNA of Pseudoliparis swirei, 1476 nucleotides long. Its product is annotated as zona pellucida sperm-binding protein 3-like. Gene Ontology annotation, biological process: positive regulation of acrosome reaction; binding of sperm to zona pellucida; egg coat formation. Gene Ontology annotation, cellular component: extracellular matrix. Gene Ontology annotation, molecular function: acrosin binding. The record is from RefSeq and is a predicted model, not a curated record. Bases 1 to 1242 code for a protein of 413 amino acids. The transcript is spliced from 9 exons. Lineage: Eukaryota; Metazoa; Chordata; Actinopteri; Perciformes; Liparidae.